AUAAAGAAUUAUAACUGUCGCGGCACACGAAACACGAAAAGAACUGUCGCUGCACGAAAAAUCUCGAUCUUAUAAUAACGGAAUCAACAUGGAGAACCAGGAUUCUGAAUCAUCGAAACCGGCUGAAACUCAAACUUUACAAGAUAACUCAACUGACAACGAAUAUGAAAUCAGGAGAAGACGUAUUGCAAAGGUUUUCAUGGAAGCGUAUGGAGGGGACAUCUUAAAGUACCGGAAGACUGACCCAAAGAAGCUUGAGGAGAUGCAGAAAAAACGUGAAGAAGCCGAGGCAAAGGCCAGCUCACCUUACAACUUCCAAACAGUAUUCUGGAUUCUUUCGUCGAUUGCUAUCUUCAAAUUAACUGACUUUCUACCUGCUAUUCUUUAUAAUUCUGCUGUAAAUCGGACGUGGCUGUAUGUUGGUGUUUGUUUCCUCGGCGUAAACUUGAUCAUCGCCCUCUACCUCAUCGUUGUGUGCUCGUGGAUAAGAAAGAUCAACGAUUGGGAGAAACACUGUCCGUGUGCCAUACCCAUUGCAACAUGUUCCUUCGUUGCUGGGACUCUGUGUCUCAACAUAGCUCUGUGGCCUGUGUAUGGAUUCCUGACACCUUUAUUUCUCUUCACUCUCUUCAUGGGUUUCAUCGUCCUCGUCAGUCUCCUACCGAAUAGCAUUCGGCAGGGGGUAGUUAUCUGAUCAAUUCUAUCUUUCAUCUUGCUUUCUCUCUCUCUCUCUCUCUCUGUGCUUAUAAAAUCUCUUAAGUCUUUUAGGGAUUUUUCAAAUCUCUUCAAAUAUUAACCCACAUUUCAUCUUCCGGCUUCAGCCUCUCAACUGUUUACUCUGCACUUUGCUCAUUGAUUAGUGUUUUGCUCUCCUAAUUAAUAGUCAUUUAGUGGUACAAAAUUUUUAAAUAGUGAGAAGAGCCAUACUAAAGCUUUUCAUUGUGUACUAUUCAGAGUAAGACGCACAUAAAAUGGAAGCGAACACAACAAAAGAAUAUAACAAAGGGCGCAUAGGCAGAGUGGCAGGAAAUUGUGAGUGCUGAUUGACUAUAGUCCUAACGGUAAAUUAUUUAUGCUGUUUUUUCCCCAUCAGACUCGGGGCAAGACUAAUUUACCAUUGGGACUUAAAUAGCCAAUCAGCGCUCACUAUUUCGCGCCAGUCUGCCUACGUGCCCUUUGUUAUAUAUUUUGUUUUGUUCGCUUCCAUUCAUGUGUGCGUCAUCACAACGAAAAGCUUUAGUAUGGCUCUUCUCUAAUUAUUAAUCGUGACAAACUCCAUUUAUUGAUUGAUCCACUGAUUAGAUACACUGUUAUGGGAAAAUCAUGUUUCAUAACAUAAAUUGACAAAUUUGGGGCUAUUUCUCAUCGGAAAAGGAAGAUGUUUAAUUUCCAAAUUAGUUGCCAAGCAGUAAAAUCCAGAUACAUGUAUUGGUGAAAUCAUAGAAAUAUGGGACCCUCCAAGAUGUGUAGUGUAUAGUAACUGCCAAUAAUACCAUGACCAUUUUCAAGUACAUCAUUUUCUAUUCAUGAAUUCACUGGUAUUCAUGUAGACACUGUGGGAAAUAUGAAUAACAUGCUUCAAGAACCGAUUUGGUUGCAAAUUGGUGGAUUUCUCAGGAUUUCACUUUGCUGAAUGAAAAAAUAAAAAUGUUGAAAUUAAACAAAAACAUCCAGGAGCUGUGUUAUAGUUGAUGUUUAUCACCCCACUCCUAAAUGUCAAAAGUCCCUAUUCUUUCCCUGCACUAACAUGUAUUAUGAAAUCCUGUUAGUAUGCAUUUGAAGUGUCAAGUCUCGGGGUGCAUGCAGUAUGCAGUGACCUAUGUCCUCUUACUAUUGUUGGUUGUGAAAUUUUGCAGUGAGAUCUGUCUCUGUUAUGGUGAUUGGUAUUAGCAAAGAUCAGAUAAUAAUAACGUAUAGCAUUUAUGAGCCAUCGAUCAUCUAGUUUCCUAUUCAAUGGGGCACUAUAUUUUACCCCGGCUUGAGCACAGCUGUUAGAGUUGCUUGGUGCAUUCUAGGAAUUAAACCUGCCAGGUACCCAUACAACUCACCUGGGUCGAGUGCAGCACAGUGCGGAUGAAUGUCUUGCUGGAGGAUAUUACGCCAUGGCAUGGGAUUUGAAUUCACAGCCGUCCGUUUCAAAGACCGGAGACUAAUCCAAUGGGCAUCAACGCUCCACAGACAAAACUGGAUUAUCUAUAGGUUGAAUGAAUCGAUGUAGGACCAGUGGGCAAGUGAUUGAUAAGUCUCUAGUAGGACUUAGACUUGGUCUUCUG
Molecule: messenger RNA, 2273 nt
Organism: Lytechinus variegatus (green sea urchin)
Lineage: Eukaryota; Metazoa; Echinodermata; Echinoidea; Temnopleuroida; Toxopneustidae
Product: transmembrane protein 128-like
Exons: 5
Coding region: 89-694 (201 amino acids)
Source: RefSeq, a predicted model, not a curated record